AUGGCAGACAGCGUCACCGGUAAUUCCACGCUUGUUGAUACCACUUUGCCGGAAGAUGGUUAUUCGGCUGCACAAUUAUUUGCAACCGGCGAUGGAUUGACGUACAAUGAUUUUAUCAUUCUUCCUGGCUACAUCGAUUUCACUGCCGAUGAGGUCGACCUCGUGUCCCCGUUGACUAAGAAAAUCAGUUUGAAAGCACCAUUGGUUUCUUCUCCCAUGGAUACUGUCACCGAAUCCGAUAUGGCAAUAGCCAUGGCACUGUGCGGUGGUAUCGGCAUUAUACAUCAUAAUUGUUCUCCAGAAUAUCAGGCCAACGAGGUGCACAAGGUUAAAAAGUAUAAGCACGGUUUCAUUCGAGAUCCCAUUGUACUUUCUCCUAAUCACACUGUCGGAGAUGUACUUAACAUCAAAGCUGAGCAUGGAUUUUGUGGAGUUCCUAUCACAGAAACUGGCAAAGUGGGAGGAAAGUUGGUUGGCAUUGUCACUUCUAGAGACAUCGAUUUCCUGGAGGAUUCCCCUAAUCAGCUCAAUCUUAAGUUGGAUUCUGUGAUGACUAAACGAGAGGAUCUCAUCACGGCAACAUCUGGAGUUACUUUGCAAGAGGCUAAUGUUAUCUUGGAGAAGUCCAAAAAGGGAAAACUGCCUAUUGUCAAUGAAAAGGAUGAACUUGUUUCUUUAAUGGCUAGAACGGAUUUAAAGAAAAAUCGGAGUUAUCCUAAUGCCAGUAAAGAUGAAAACAAGCAAUUAUUGGUUGGAGCAGCCAUUGGUACAAGAAAUGGUGACAAACACAGAUUGCAAUUAUUAGCUCAAGCAGGUGUUGACGUAAUCGUUCUAGAUUCAUCUCAAGGAAACUCCAAAUAUCAAAUUGACAUGAUAAAAUAUGUAAAAUCCAAAUAUCCUGAACUUCAGGUUAUAGCGGGUAAUGUUGUAACUGCCACACAGGCCAAAAAUCUAAUUGCUGCAGGUGCAGAUGGUUUGCGAGUAGGUAUGGGCUCAGGUUCGAUUUGCAUUACUCAAGAAGUAAUGGCAGUGGGUCGACCUCAAGCUACAGCGGUAUACAAAGUAUCCGAAUAUGCCAGAAGAUUUGGAAUACCUAUCAUAGCGGAUGGUGGAAUUCAAUCUAUAGGACACAUCAUCAAAGGUCUUAGCUUAGGAGCUAGCACGGUUAUGAUGGGAUCUCUACUAGCUGGAACUUCAGAAGCUCCAGGUGAAUAUUUCUUCAGCGAUGGAGUUCGUCUCAAGAAGUAUAGAGGAAUGGGAUCUCUGGAGGCAAUGAAUCGAGAAGACGCCAAAGGCUCGGCCAUGGAUAGAUAUUUCCACAAUGAAAUGGAUAAAUUAAAGGUAGCACAAGGUGUGAGUGGGUCGAUAGUCGAUAAAGGAACUAUCCUAAAAUUUGUACCUUAUCUUCAAUGUGGUAUUAAGCAUGGAUGCCAAGACAUCGGAGCAAGAUCUAUGUCGGCUUUAAGAGAAAUGAUGUACAGCGGUGAACUGAAAUUCGAACGGAGAACUCAUUCGGCACAGCAAGAAGGCAAUGUACAUGGCCUAUUUUCGUACGAGAAACGGCUCUUUUAAUAUCCUGCGAUAGCAAGACAAAUAGCCGAAUGUACCUACAUCCAAAAGGUAUGACAAAAAAAGAGAUAAAUAGUAUCCAUUGUUAAUGCGAGACAUUCCUUGGGUCGCAGUUACAGAGGAGUCUCUGACUAGGUAAUGACUGUUAAAGUUCGACCAAACAUGCCACGAGCAUUUGGUAUAAUUCUUACUAAGAUGUACAACAAGGUGUCAAAAACUACUCACAUAAUCACGUUUCAUUACAAUAAGAACAAUAAUUGGACCAUGGUAUAGCGUUUGAUGUUGCUGAUUUAAUGUACACAACUCGAAAAAGUCUUUUUGACUCGUAGGCAGUAGCAGUUUUCUGUGCCAAAAUAUUAAGGUGAACGAAUCAUCUGAUCUUGUCAUCUAAUCGGAGACUGAUAAUGAAACGUGACGAAACAUUUCAGCAAUUUAUUUGAGAUACUGUAUAAUUGUUGAUUUUAUAUUUUAUCCGAGCACUUUCUUAAUAGAAUAGCUGGACUAAAGUGCGGCUCCGUACUUCAAGGCAAUGCGAAACGACGACGGCUUCGUAUCACCUUGAGAUUAAGAAGCACUAGAGGAUUAAAUCAUGGGAACACUAGCAUAAUACUAACGACGGAGCUUUAUAAGCUCCCUAGUGACGAUCUAGUGAUUUACACUAACUGUUUACGGUUAAGAGAUCAUGAUGUAUUAAUUGUUAUUAAAUUAUAAGAUUGUGAGAAUAUAUUUUGCAGACUGUCCCCCAUA
This is a messenger RNA of Orussus abietinus, 2316 nucleotides long. RefSeq names its product inosine-5'-monophosphate dehydrogenase 1b (gene ras). The coding region runs from base 1 to 1572 and encodes 523 amino acids. Gene Ontology annotation, cellular component: cytoplasm. Lineage: Eukaryota; Metazoa; Arthropoda; Insecta; Hymenoptera; Orussidae. Gene Ontology annotation, biological process: GTP biosynthetic process. Gene Ontology annotation, molecular function: IMP dehydrogenase activity. The record is from RefSeq and is a predicted model, not a curated record. The transcript is spliced from 2 exons.